This is a messenger RNA of Orbicella faveolata, 2710 nucleotides long. RefSeq lists its product as uncharacterized. The record is from RefSeq and is a predicted model, not a curated record. NCBI's taxonomy places the organism in Eukaryota, Metazoa, Cnidaria, Anthozoa, Scleractinia, Merulinidae. Gene Ontology annotation, molecular function: GTP binding.
ACGUUCAACCAAGCCAGCGCUAUACUGAAGUCAUUGAUCAACUGCGACGACAUCGAUUCUCGUUGAGUUCAGUCUUUCAUCGAGAAAGCUGUCAGGGCGAAAGAUGAAUAUUCCUGCCUACGCCGUACCUGCUCUGAGCAUUGGUAGCACAUUUGAUUGCAACACGUCAAGAAAUGGCAUCGACCUUUUCCCAUCCGACAUUCCAACCAAGACUGAAAAUGUCAACAUGUUUUCCUUCCGAUACAACGUCGUUACCAAAAAUGACGAUGUCAGAGAGUUGUUGGGUUUACCGUUUGAUCUGCCUUUACGGAUCAAGGCGAGCCAUCUGUCUGUAGAAGGACCUGGAAAGUACUUUAACAACAUCGAAACUGACGAAGGAAAAACUGAAAUACUGGCUGUUAUGAAAUGCACCACGGUGUCCAAGAAAAUAGAGGACUCAGCAAGGCCUAAUGAGAUCUUGAAAAGAGACAAUGUGGUUGAUGGACUUGGCACACAUUAUGUCAGACGAGUUUCGUACGGCGGUGAGAUGAUAGCUAGUAUCAAGCUCGAUUUUCCACCAUCUUUAGUAAGGCCACGGACAAGUGGAAACGUGCAGGGAGAAUUGACUUCUCAAGUCGUUGCUGAAGAAUUAGCCAGACAGUUGAAAAUUAUAUCAACUAAUUGCCAAGGUGCAUCCAAUAUAUCCAUUUCUUAUCACACAACAGAAGUGCCUCACCAACGUUCAACGCCGAGCAGUCUUCCGGACCUGAUGAAAUUGUAUGAAAGCUUCAGUUCACAGACAAUCAAUAGUCGAAAAGAAAUUCCCAUUGAGGUUGAACUUCAACCAACUGAGACAGUGAUACCAUCAGUGAAAGCUUACUUACCAAACAGGGCUUUGGCAAACGCACUAGAGGAAGUAGAAAACCGGUUUGACGAUCUUCGCGCUGCUCAGUACUUGGUAAAGAAGCAUCAAGAAACUGACGAAGCACUUCGCGAGGACAUGAAACGUUUCAGUCAUGAGGUGGAUAAAGUGUUGCAAAUAUACAUGGAUACCAUGUCAACUUUAAACUUGAGUGGAGGGGAAAGCCAGUUGGAUGGUUGCUUGACCGCCUAUGAAAAUGCCUUAGACGGGUACGACGAAGAAGGAAAGUUCGUUCAUUUCUGGAGGAGAUUACUCCAGAAGGAGAAGGUUUCAGCCUCUAGUAUUCAGCUUCCACAAGGAAAAGAUCUUAGCAUUGUAUUGAUUGGAAGACCUGGAAGUGGAAAAAGUGCGACCGCAAACAGCAUAGUUGGAAAGUACAUUUUCACCACGACGGCAUGGGCAACGUCUGAAACAUCGUCAGAAUAUCAGUUUGGGUCCCGAAUAGAAGAGCGAACAAUUAACGUCCUAGACACUCCUGGAAUCCUCAACGGAGAGUUUGAUAAAGAGAUCCCCAGGAUUCUUCAACAUGCACCCAAAGGAUUCGACGCCAUCAUCCUUGUAGCGAGGUACGGCUGCAGGCUCACUAAUCUGGAUGCAGAGGCUGUGCAACUGCUUCAGGAAUUUUUAGGGGACGAAGUUAAAAGGCACAUCAUCCUGGUUCUCACUUACGCUGACCAAGCUGAGCAUGAAACUAAAGAGGAUAGAGUCGACGAAGAUAGAGAACUCGUGUCCCUUGAUGCAUACCAACAACUGUGGCUAGGAACUCUGCCACAAUGGGCUCAAACGUUUAUCCAGCAGAUAGAUGAGAGGGUGUUGUUCUUCAACAACCGCUUGAGACCGGAUAGUCAGCCUGAUGCCUACAAAACACAGCUAUCCAAGUUAAUCGAGACGAUAGAUGCUGUUACCAAAACGACUCCUCCCUACCUGGAGACAGAGGAAUCGAGACAAGACUUUACAAGGAAGAUAAGGGAAGUUACAAGAAAGCCAACUCAAAGAAAGAGGAAGGAUCGAAAAGAUGAGUGGCAGAUUGUAGACCAACCAGUUGCUGUGCCUGUGGAGGAAGCACGUGACGUAGUGGCCACAGACGACCAAGGUUCUUUGCGCCAGAGGGUCUGGGAAAUUUUGGAUAUGUACUGUAUUAUUUUGUAGUGACAAUGCACUUUGUAAUAUCUACCGCAUUACCGGGUUUGUGAAGAAUAACCUAACAGAAAUGGAUCUGUACAAACGCACUUCACAUUUCUUUAGCAAACGACAAAUAGAGGAUAUUACACGGCCGUGCGAAGAUACAAAAUUUCUGUUCGAGUAAGCGCAGUGAGCAAGAAGGAAAAUUUUGUAUCUCCAAGCGGACAUGUAAUUUUCUGUUUAUUAUCACCUACAAAGUACCAGACCAUAUUAAUUAACUAUUUAUGAAUUUUUGUCCCAAAGUAGAAAAAUAUGUCACAACUGAAAAAAAAAAAUUACAAGCUCCUGUCCAUUACAAUGUAAUAAUUAGGAGCUAGCCUAUAAAAAUGGCUCACAGAGUUUUAGCCGGAUUUCGGAAAAAAGCCAACGAAAGCAAUACAGCGAAAAAAACAAAAGCCAGCAAACACAGUAACAUGUUAACUUCGCGUGAACAUGUGAUUGUUACGAGUGAAGAUGUCAUGCUUUCGCUCGAAAGCUCACCUAGUAGUUCUGGUAGUUCUGGUAGUUCUUGUCCUGGUAUAAUAAACAGAGUUUAUUCCAUAAAUUUUGCCCGUAUAUGUCUCUGCGCGUAUAGAAUAGCUGAAGUUUUUACGAGUUGUAUACUAUUUUGCGAGCGAUAUGGCCAGU